AUGCCUGCUGCCUCAGCAUCCACCACGCUCCUACCGGCCGCCGGCUCGGCCUCGCCAUCCAUCAGCCGCAAGUCGUCCGCGUCCGCACCGGAAAAGAAAUACAAGUGCCAGUUUUGCAAUCGCGCUUUCAGCAGAAGUGAGCAUCGCAGCAGACACGAAAGAUCGCACACCAAGGAACGCCCCUUCAAAUGCCUCAAGUGUCGCAGCACCUUUGUGCGUCGCGAUCUUCUCCUCCGUCACGACCGUACAGUACACGCAAAGGAUGGUGGUGUGCCGCUCCAAAGCGACACCAAGCGAAGAAGCAACGCGUCUAAACAGUCGCCUGAAGUCGCCCCGCCGAAGCUUCCCAUGGGCAUGGAGCAAGCAACCAUCGAGCAGAUGAGUGCCGAUGAUGGCUUCUUUGGUGUUGAGGAAGCCGCCAUGCUGAUGACCAACUUCCAACAGAAGGCUGCCAUGUCUACACAGGGUUCGAUGCCCGAGCCGAUCCUCGCCGAGCCCUCGUACUCCCAGGCUGGAUCCAUGACGCUUCCUCAGAUGGCGCCGGCUCACUGGGACACCAUGGAGUCGAUGAUGCCUCAUCCUAUGGCCAAGUCGCAGUCGACCUCGUCACAGAGUACCGCCACUGGUCACGAUGGCCGUUUGCCUCAGUCAUCCGCGGGUGGCAUGGGCAUCCACAACCAGUUGCCUCCUCUCAUGGAGCAGCAAUUCGGCAACCCAUCGCUCUCAGCACUCGGAACGCCUGGUGCUCUGUCGCCAUUUCCCUCUAUGAUGGGACCUGUAUCUCCGGUCGAUUACCGCCGUUCGCCUGGCCCGCCCCAGGUCUGCACAAUGCCUAAGCCGCCCCAAGUGGAAUCUGAAGAGCAAAUCGCCAGCAUUCUUCAGAACAUCAAGCACUGCGAUAGUGAGGGAGCUCUGCUCGACACUUUUCGUCUCCCUCACGGCGACGAUCUCAAUCGUUACCUGUCGACGUAUUUCAACCUAUUCCACCAUCACCUGCCAUUCUUGCAUCCAUCCUCGUUCAACCCUGCGCACGUCUCGGCACCCUUGCUGCUCUCCGUCUUGUCAGUCGGUGCUCUUUACGCCUUCGAGCAAGAUUCCGCAUACAUGCUUCACAUCGGAUCUAAGCUCCUGAUCAACCAGUUCCUUGUCAACAAGGAAAACUUCAGCUCCCGCAAGUGUCCGAUCUGGGCUAUGCAGGCUACCCUCCUGAACAUGAUCUUCGCCAGCUGGAGCGGCGAUCCGAAGGGACUCGAGUGGGCUUGCUCGGUCAAGAGUCUUGUCGCCAACAUGGUUGCUGGUAACAGAUAUGAGCUCAAAUUGCGCUCCGAAGCUCGUCAAGGUGCACAGUCCACUCACCAGGAGUGGAUCGAGGACGAGAGCUGCCGUCGCACUUAUUACGCUGUCUACAUCUUCUUUGGCUUGCUGACCAUGACAUACAAUCAUACGCCUGCCAUCAGCUUUAACGAGUUCGACACACUUGAACUUCCUUCGUCAGAGACUUUGUGGGCUCUAGACGUCGAUCAGAGUGCCGUAUGGUACGAGAGUAUGAAGGCUACAAACAUCAUCACGUUCCAAGAGUCCCACUGCAACCUCUUCCAAGGCGAGCCUGCCCGCUACAGCGCCUUUGCGACCCGCGUCAUGAUCAAUGCCCUCUUCCUCGAAGUAUGGUACCACAAGAGAUGUCCCGAAGCCUUGCAGGACGUCGUGACGGAAUACAAGCUCCGUCUGGCCCUGGAGUCAUGGGAAAGGUCUCUCGACAUAUGUGAACCCGAAACUGUGGUAGUCCAGCUCAGUGCUCCCCACCGUGGACAUCCUCUGAUCUUCAACGCCAUGGCUGUGUAUCGCAAUACUACAGCCAGACUUAUGGUAGACCUUAAAUCAGUACAGGAAGCUCUUCGUUACCACGAUCCUUACGAAGUCGCUGCUGCCAUGACCAACGCAAGAGACAAGGUCAAGCGCUCUCCCGAGAUGCUCAAGGUUGUCCAGGCCUGCUUCGAUUGUGUCGAGGUAGCUGCUGUGCAUGGCAUUCGCUGGGUCGCGCGGACUUCGGCUACCAACUGGAGCAUCGAACACCCCCUCUGUGGUCUAGACCUUAUGGUCAUCCUCACACUCUGGCUUUGGCGCAUCGAGCACGAUGACGAGGUUCCCAAUCCCGAAGAGAUGGCCAUGUACGACAAACUUCGCAACCUAUUCGAUGAUGACUCUGUCGACAUGUUUGGCAAGCUCAGCUCCAUGGUCGCUCGCGUCUGGGGUAGCAUGAUUGACGAAGUGGUAGUCUGGGGCAUCACCAAACUGAUGGGUGAAUCCUUCAAACUCCAUGCUCAAGCCCUUUCUGGGUACGAGAAUUCUAUGCUCGGACAAGAUCAGGGGCAUUCUGUCCCAGCCAUGACCUCGCACAACCUCGCAGUCGCUGCCUACUAA
Aureobasidium subglaciale EXF-2481 is the source of this 2421-nucleotide messenger RNA. RefSeq lists its product as uncharacterized. Gene Ontology annotation, cellular component: chromatin. Bases 1 to 2421 code for a protein of 806 amino acids. The transcript has 2 exons. Gene Ontology annotation, molecular function: zinc ion binding; DNA-binding transcription factor activity, RNA polymerase II-specific; RNA polymerase II cis-regulatory region sequence-specific DNA binding. The record is from RefSeq and is a predicted model, not a curated record. Lineage: Eukaryota; Fungi; Ascomycota; Dothideomycetes; Dothideales; Saccotheciaceae. Gene Ontology annotation, biological process: DNA-templated transcription; regulation of transcription by RNA polymerase II.